Messenger RNA from Amyelois transitella, 4164 nucleotides. RefSeq names its product coronin-7 (gene pod1). The transcript has 24 exons. Lineage: Eukaryota; Metazoa; Arthropoda; Insecta; Lepidoptera; Pyralidae. The record is from RefSeq and is a predicted model, not a curated record. Gene Ontology annotation, molecular function: protein binding. The coding region runs from base 158 to 3985 and encodes 1275 amino acids.
CAAAACUCGAAACACUAAUUUCGUUUUGAAAUGGCGGACGUAUAGGGGAGUGUCUUCGAAAAAUUGUGAUUCUGGUUAAUUUAUACGAUAAAAGAUUGCAUCAAAAAUCUACAUUCCAACUAAAGACUGAUUAUUAUAUUACAAAAAGUGGAUAAAAAUGGCGUGGCGCUUCAAAGCUUCGAAAUACAAAAACGCGGCACCCAUCGUACCGAAGCCCGAAGCAUGUAUCCGAGAUAUAUGUGUUGGAUCAUACCAAACGUACGGGAACAACAUAUGUGCUUCGGCUGCGUUCAUGGCUUUUAACUGGGAGCAUGUAGGGUCAAGUUUGGCCGUUCUUCCAUUGGAUGAUUGCGGAAGGAAGAGUAAGAUUAUGCCGCUGCUCCAUGCUCACUCGGACACGGUGACUGAUAUGGAGUUUUCUCCAUUCCACGAUGGACUUUUGUUGACUGGGUCACAGGAUUCCCUGGUGAAAGUGUGGCACAUCCCGCAAGAGGGACUCAAGGAGUCCCUGUCGACGCCCGAGUGCACCCUGUCCCAGAAACAGAGGCGCGUGGAAAACGUUGGUUUUCACCCGGUCGCCGACGGGCUCAUACACGUGGCGUCGGGACACGAACUUGCUCUGUGGGACUUGACCAAACAGAAAGAGGCCUUUGUAAACAGGGAUCAUGGCGAAGUAAUCCAAUCAACAUCUUGGAAGAAGGACGGUCGGUUGCUAGCGACCUCGUGCAAGGACAAGAAGGUCCGCAUUCUGGACCCCAGGGCUCCCAGUGUGGUGGUGGACGUGGCUAACAGUCAUCAGAAUAUUAAAGACAGCAGGAUCGUCUGGUUGGGUGAUCAGGACAAGAUUUUGACUACAGGAUUCGACGCGGCCCGUCUCCGCCAGAUCAUGAUCCGGGACGUGCGCAACCUGUCCCAGCCGCAGAAGACUUUGGACCUGGACUGUUCCACUGGCACCCUGAUGCCAUUGUUCGACGCUGAUACCAACAUGCUGUUCUUGGCCGGCAAAGGGGACACCACAAUACUGUACAUGGAGGUGGUGGAUCGGGAGCCCUACCUAAUUGAAGGUCUUCGACAUUCAGGUGAACAGACUAAAGGCGCGUGUUUGGUGCCAAAACGGGCUCUUCGCGUAAUGGAGGCUGAAGUGAACCGCGUAUUGCAGUUGACCGGCUCGUCUGUUGUGCCUAUCAUGUACCAAGUGCCAAGGAAGAGCUACCGCGACUACCACGCGGAUUUGUACCCGGACACCAGUGGGUCGGUGACCUACCUGUCUGCGCCCAUGUGGCUCCAGAACCAGGACCACCCCGUGCCCAACAUAUCAAUGCACCCCGACGCAAAUAACUCUGCACAGGUACACCGUGGCAAUUUGGAAGAAGUCGUAAAAGCGAUACUAGCUAUGCCUCCACUCAAGAAAGGCGAUACGAAAAAGGUUGUAACGCCAUCGGCAGCUGUCGAAGACUCGACGAAACCAACACCAAAACCAACGGUACCCGAAACCAAAGACGAAGACCGUAUAGAUUUCGUCAACGUGAAAGAUUUGAUAAAAGGCAUGGAACGCGGCAAGAUAGACACCAAGGAAACCAACGGGUUUCACAAGAAAAUAACUGAUAACGGCCACGAUUACGCCGAUAAGAAAAUACAAGAUGCCGAGCCCCAGAUCGUGGAGAAUAUCGAGAAAUCUGACGAGUCGCCGGAACAUGUUGCGAAACCGGACAAAAUUGUCGAGAAACCGGACACAAAUGUUGAGAAACCGGGCAAAAUUGACGAGAAACCCGAUGUGAUGGCCGAGAAAAAGGACAAAUCGUUUGAGAAAUCCGACAGCGCGGAGUCUAACGAGUCUUCUCUGUCUAGAAGUAACAGUUACAUAAACGGAGUGCCUGCGCAGGCGCCGAAGCCCCUGCCGAGGUCUUCGAUUUCGGAGCCAGGCUCCGGCGAAGACCAUCACGAGGCCCCAAAACCUAAACCUAGGACUACGGCUGUGCCUAUAUCUGGCUAUAAGCCUCGUCUGGGCCCCAAGCCCUUUUCAACGUCGUCCGGGAGCGACGAGUUUUCAUUCGACAAAGUUUUCUCAGUGCCAGCCGUGCCGGGCUUGACCAAAUCUGAAUCUGCUACGUCACCUAUAGCGGGUGCUGCAACUACCCCCGUUACGUCGACCCCCGUCGCCAAAGAGGCUGAGGAGAAGGAGAAGUCUUUAUCUCCUACCAGUGACGUAGAAGCUCCUAACAAAGAGGAAUACACAAACGGCAAGUCUGAUACGAGCCUGGAAGAAGACGUGAACUCCUCGGACUCUGGUUACAGACCGAAGACUCCCAGUACAGCGGAGAGGAGGAAGAUGUUCGAGACUACCGACGUCGCGAACCAGUCUAUAGCGGAGCGGCGCCGCGCCUACGAGAGUCGGUCCGUGAGCGUUGCCGUGGAGUCCGACACGCCGCCCUCGCCCGCCGUCUUGAGGCGCCGGGAUUCGCUCAAGUCCCGUAAGAGUCCCGACCGCGAUGACAAACGCUCUUCGGUGCCCAAUGUCACUACUAAAAGAACAUCAACUGUAUUUGGCAAAGUGUCCAAGUUCCGUCAUUUGAAAGGAACGCCCGGACACAAGUCCACUCACGUGGAGAACAUCAAAAACAUCAGUAGACAGGUCUCCGGGGAGUGCAACGGGUUCUAUGCGAACGGCGUCCGCUGCGCAGUUCCCCUGAGCGGGGGCGGAGGCCGAGUGGGCGUGGUGGAGCUCCCGGUGGGUGCCACGCCCGCGGCCGCCGCCACGGUGGCGCCGCACGGCGGAGGCCUGCAGCCCUACGCGCUCCUGCACCCCGCCCCGUUGCAGGACUGGGCCUGGGACCCCUUUGAUGAUAACAGAUUGAUGGUAGCGUGUGAUGAUGGACAAAUUCGCGAAUGGAUCAUUCCCGAUGGUGGUCUUCAAGAAUCCACGAACACGCCGAAACGCACAUUCGCCGCGCAUCCCGACAAAAUCUACCUCAUCCGUUUCCACCCCACCGCGUCGGAUCUGCUCACUAGCGCCGCGCACGACCUCACCGUCAAACUGUGGGAUCUGAGCUGCGACCCGCCCAAACCUGAGAUCGUACUCAACGGACAUACGGAUCAGAUAUUCGCCAUGGAUUGGUCUUCCUGCGGAGAAUAUUUGGCUACGAUCUGUAAAGAUGGUUUGAUUAGGACGUACGACCCCAGAGCUUCCCCGGACCCCGUGCGCUCGGGCCCGGGGCCCGCGGGCAGCCGCGGCGCGCGCAUCGUGUGGGCGCUGCGGGACACGCACCUCGUCGUCACCGGGUUCGACAAAGUAUCAGAGCGUCAGAUCCUACUAUACAAGGCUGACGACCUGUCUGCUCCUCUCUGCACUGUGGGUUUGGAUGUAUCGCCUGCGAUUCUACAGACUCACAUAGACCACGAUUCUGGCACGCUAUUCCUCACUGGCAGGGGUGACUCCACAAUCUACUGUUACGAAGUAACAGCUGAGGCGCCCCACGUGGUCGCUUUGUCGCAUCAUCGCGCCACAACGCUACAUCAAGGCAUCGCGUUUUUGCACAAAAACUUGUUGGCCGUUGAAAAGGUGGAAUUCGCUAGAGCGUUGAGGCUAACAAAUGGCAACAUUGAACCGCUCUCUUUCACCGUGCCCAGAAUAAAGAGCGAGCUUUUCCAAGACGACCUGUUCCCGCCGACGCUGGUGACGUGGCGCGCGUGGCAGCCGGCGCCGCACUGGCUGCGCGCGCGCACCGCGCCCGCGCUGCGCCGCUCGCUGUGCCCGCCCGGCAUGCAGCCGCUAUCAGAACACCAACUUUCGACUCCUGCGCCGGUUAAAGACAAGCCCCAACAGAAACCGAAGCCGGAUCUCAUAAAGUCCCACGUGCCACUGGAAGGUUCUGUCAAGGAGAAACAAGAAAGCAUAAUGAAAUCAAUGAGCGCCAAACUGCAAUUGGACAUGAAGCUAGAGCAGGAUAGCAUGGAGGGAGUGGAGGAGACAGAGUGGGAGCAGUGAGCGACCAAGUGCAAUUUUAAAUGAGUGUAGUUCUAGUUGCGCGCGCUCGGCGGUAGAUGGCGUUGUGAAGAAUUUUCGACGUACUGACAUUUUGAGGCGUAGAUUUUUUUGGUAUACUUACUAAAGUUUUUUCAUUUUAUUUCGUUAUUUAUUUUCCCUCGGGAAUUCAAUAUACAGUA